Fusarium verticillioides 7600 is the source of this 2781-nucleotide messenger RNA. RefSeq lists its product as hypothetical. The transcript has 2 exons. The coding region runs from base 1 to 2781 and encodes 926 amino acids. The record is from RefSeq and is a predicted model, not a curated record. Lineage: Eukaryota; Fungi; Ascomycota; Sordariomycetes; Hypocreales; Nectriaceae.
AUGGACCCUUUGACUGCCCUCGGCCUCGCGGCAGCCGUGGUGCAAUUCGUCGGCUUUGCUUCUCACCUGGUCUCCAAGACCAAAGACAUUCAGGAAUCCGUAACUGGGCAAAGCGAGCAAGCAGCGACCCUAGAGACAGUCUACACCCAGCUACAGGAUCUAAGCUCUCGGCUGGAGCUGUCUUCAAGACGUGAUCCAAAACUCGAAUUAGUCGAAGGGUCGACCGACCUCGUGAAGCAUGUCUUCGCCAUCAACGACUUGUCACGGAUUUGUGAAGGCGACUGCCAGAGGCUUCUGGAUAUCGUGCGCAAGCUCAAGGUAGUUGGUGAUUCAAGUCGCCGAUGGCAGAGCUUCAGAGUUGCCUUGAAAACGUUCUGGAAGGGUAACGAAAUUACCGACCUGGAGCAGCGACUACACAACACGCAGACAACCCUGACGCUCCACGUAUGCUCGCUGACAAGUUACUGGCACCAUAACUUCGACCGGCAUCUCAGAGAACUUCGCAAUGAGAGCCAGCGACUGAAUGCGCAACAAUCGGGGAGGCUCGACAGAAUCGCUAGGAUACUUGGAGAGCUGAGUGAGCGGGUCGCAGUGAGCAGAUCGUCACCGAUGCCCAAUCUGCUUAGUUCGUCAGACAUUGCAGGCCUGGAGGAUCAGAUGGCGCAGUUAUCGCUGUUCAAGGCGGCCGCGGCUAAGGAGCACCUGAUCCUCAAGUCGCUCAGCUUCAACAGCCGACCCAUCCGGUAUAGCUCGAUUCCGGAAGCCCACAACCGCACGUUUGAAUGGGUGUUUGAGGGCCAUCAGUCAAGAAGCAAGGGGGACACGGCGACUGGUGGCCUGCUUACGUGGCUAAGAGAAGGGGACGGCUUCUUUUGGGUGUCGGGGAAGCCCGGUUCGGGCAAGUCGACAUUCAUGAAAUUCGUGGCAGAUCAUCCAAGCACCUUGGCUUCCCUUACGCGCUGGGCAUCUCACAGGCGUAUAGUCCUGGCAAGUCAUUACUUCUGGAGCGCCGGCACGCCGAUGCAGAAGUCUCAGAAGGGCCUCCUACAAUCGCUUCUGUACGACAUCUUCCGGCAGCUCCCAGAUCUCAUCGAGUCGGCUUGCAUCGAGCGGUGGCAGAAGACCGUAGAACAGCUUAGCUACGAACCGUGGCUUGUACCGGAGCUACAACGCGUCUUCAAAAGAAUCGCCAGCCACGACGUGACUGCCAAGUUCUGCUUCCUCAUCGACGGUCUCGACGAGUUCGAAGGUGACCACCUCGACUUUUGCCGCAGCCUCCACGACCUCGCGCAGUCGCCUCAUGUAAAGUUCUGUGUCUCAAGCCGGGCAUGGAACGUCUUCGAGGACUCAUUCGGUCGGGUUGGUGCGUCGAAGCUGUACAUUCAUGAGCUGACCCGCAACGAUAUUCGCAGUUAUACCGAGCGGCGGCUCCUAGACCACCCCCGAUGGAAGGAACUCGAAACUGAGGUUUCCGACGCCACAUGGCUAAUUGAAGAGAUUACUGAACGAGCAGCUGGCGUGUUUCUCUGGGUCUUCCUGGCCACCGGGCAGUUACGCAACGGCCUGACUGAGUACGACACCUUCUCUGACAUGCAACGCCGGCUUGAGAGCAUCCCUGCCGACCUGGAGGCCUUUUUCAAACAGAUUCUCCAGUCGGUAGAGCCAUUCUAUCACGAGAAGAUGGCUUCGACGCUACAAGUUGCUCUAGAAGCUAGGGAGCCUGCGCCUGUGGCGAUCUACGGGUUUCAUGACGCUGAGUAUGAGAAUAAGGAAUAUGCUCUUGAGCUUCCGUUGCGAGCGUUGAGCAUAGAAGAGGCCGCUACCAAGCGGAAACAGAUAACCCGCCAACUGAAUGGGCGUUGCCGUGGACUCCUCGAAGUCAAUCUCCUCAGUCAGCGUGUAGAAUUUCUCCAUCGGAGCGUCAUGGACUUUCUGAGAACAAGAGACAUGAGCAAGUUCUUGUCAGAAACAGCUCCCCGCAACUUCGAUGCGAACCUUUCCCUCCUUCGAGGAUACACGGCCUAUAUCAAAAGCACUGAUUUCCCGGAAUUCGUCGACCGGACAGCUUUUGCCCAGUUUACCAGCUCGUCUCUCAUAUCAGCUCUAGAAGAAGCUGUGAUCCAAGCACGUGAGCUCGAGAAGACCACGGAAGCCUAUCUGCUCCUCGACGAACUUGAUCGAUGUAUUCCUGAGAUGCAUAGAAAGGGACAGGCAAGGCUAAACGUGUGGGGGAAUCCGUCCAAUCCAGUCGCGGUCUUUUUCCGGGAGCUGAUAGUCAAGAACUGCCUGGUCGAUUACCUCAGCCGAACACUACCAAGCCAGCCCAAUUAUUUCAUUGAUUUCGAGAAGCCGGUUUUGACAUCCGUGAUAGAGUCACUCAUGAUACACUGCACGUCUUCACGGCAGUUUGGCGAAAAUGUCGAAAUGCUCGAAUGUCUAUUGGAGAAUGGCUGUAAUCCCAAUGCCAUUUAUCACGACAUUACUAGAACCAAGGACCGAACACGAACGCCGUGGAAAGAUCUUACAGAUUUGUUAUCAAUGCCUGCCAAUUAUUAUUCUCCGGUAUACACUAGUUCUAGUUUUAGACAGACUGCUAUGAAAGAUGGGCGGCCCUCAAUGCUCAUGCUCAAGUAUGGAGCAAAUUCAAAUGCCUGGGAAGCAGGGUACCAGACAGGAGUGGAUAGCAGACAGGUAUUAACAAGUAGGAAGUCACCAUGGGUUUGGAAUGUAGAGUAUCAGAGAUAUUAUAAUAGCGCGACUCAGGAAUGGGAAGAGUUAUAA